GAGGAAGAGGUUCCAGCGACCAUGGAGAGAGCCAUUCAGCGGUUCUUCCUUGGCAAAGACCAUUCUCCAAGGAUUCUGGUAGGGGCAGUUAUGGCCAUGGCGGUGUCCAGGGCGGCCAUGGCACUCGUGCCGGGCGGGGAGACGUUUGACCAUCUCGAUCUCCUCGUGUUGGCGCUAGUUUGUCAGUUCUGGAUGUUCCAGGAGUGGUGGCUGCACAAGUACCUGCUGCACUCGUUCAAGUGGUGGGGGCAGGAGUACCACCAUCAGCAUCACCUCCUCGACUACUAUUACGUCUCCAUCGACCCAGUGUGGCUGGUUGUGUCCUGGUUCCUAGCUGCCUUUGGCUUGUUCUACCUCCUCCUGCCUACGGAUCUCUGCCUCUCUGCCACCUUCGCCUACUCCGCCAUGGGACUCCUGUAUGAGUUCUGCCACUACCUUGCGCACACCAAGGUCAUGCCCAAGAACCGCCUUCUCCGCGCAAUCAAGCUCCACCACAUGAAACAUCACUUCGUCGACGAGGACAGCUGGUUUGCGUUCUCCGGGUUGUACAUCGACAGUCUUCUCAAGACCGCUCCGAGCGGUGAAGAGCUGGUGAAG
Guillardia theta CCMP2712 is the source of this 597-nucleotide messenger RNA. RefSeq lists its product as hypothetical. Gene Ontology annotation, biological process: lipid biosynthetic process. The transcript has a single exon. NCBI's taxonomy places the organism in Eukaryota, Cryptophyceae, Pyrenomonadales, Geminigeraceae. Gene Ontology annotation, molecular function: oxidoreductase activity; iron ion binding. The annotation marks the transcript as partial. The record is from RefSeq and is a predicted model, not a curated record.